Arthroderma uncinatum is the source of this 684-nucleotide messenger RNA. RefSeq lists its product as uncharacterized. The transcript has a single exon. Bases 1 to 684 code for a protein of 227 amino acids. The record is from RefSeq and is a predicted model, not a curated record. NCBI's taxonomy places the organism in Eukaryota, Fungi, Ascomycota, Eurotiomycetes, Onygenales, Arthrodermataceae.
AUGCAGUUCCUAUCCUUAGACCGCCACGAUGAUGGUCAAGACAGCCCUCUUUCUCCAACAUCUGGCCCGCCUACAGUGGUAGACGACGCCCCAUACAUCCGCACUCUCCUAAUCGACCAACCGUUCACCUUGUGGCAUAAUCCGUCUGAUCCACGAGACAUGGUGGUGGCCAACCGCGCCUCAUUCCGAAAAUUUCUUGAAAGGGGAGGAUUCGGGUUGACCGUCGACGCUCCCUUGCUGGCGGUGGUGUUGGAGAAAUACCAAAAGUCCUGGUCGAGUGCUUAUCUCCCGCUACGGUUUAUCAGUCUCCGCAGAGCCAUGCUGUUGGAAAACGAGAGGGAAAUUGGCGGCGACAUGAAGAGAUACUAUGGCCAAUGCCUCAUUGCUGGUUGCCUGAGAAGAAGGCGGAAAAUACAGCUUGACGACAAGUACCAGCAUAGCAGGGAUGGGACAUUCUACGACUGCCGACUUGAACGUGCUCGCUUUCCUCGCGAAGGCAAGAUGAAAUACACGUUGGAUUUUACGGUGUUCUUACACACGAGCAAUAUGAAACGCGAUAUGAGACUACGGGUAUGGGUGUUGGAGAAGGACAUAUGCGGGCUGGAGAAUCUGGGAAUCCAUCUACACACUUCCACCCUUAAGCCCCUGGAAGGACGUCAUUGUGCAUGCCUAGAUAGCAGGUGA